AUGUCUCAGCCCCUCGUCCUCAUCACCGGCGCAAACCAAGGCAUCGGCCUAGCCACCGCCCAAGCCCUCGCCUCCAAGCACAACUACCACGUCAUCAUCGGCGCGCGCAACAAGUCCGCAGGCGACAAAGUAGCCGAAUCUCUGCGCUCAGCCGGACACACAGCAUCCUCGCUCGAGCUAGACCUAAACUCCGAGUCCUCCAUCAAAACCGCCGUGGCCACCCUGGAGCGCGACUUCGGAUACCUCGACAUCCUGAUCAACAACGCGGCCGUGCUAAUCGACCAGAACAAGGACCUGACGCCCUGGGAGCUCUACACCAAGACAUUCACCCCGAAUGUCAUCGGGACUGGUGUCUUCACGCACUAUGCCUUGCCGUUGAUCCGGAAAGCAAAGGCUACGCCGCCGACGAUUAUCUUUGUGUCGAGCAGUAUGGGCAGUUUGCAGUAUUCGUUUGAUAAGAAUGUGCCGUGGUACCCGGUUGACUAUAAAGCGUAUGAUGCGAGCAAGGCGGCGGUGAAUGUGCUUAUGGCGAACUACCACCGGAUUCUGGAGAGUGAGGGGGGGAGAGUCAAUUCGGUGUGUCCUGGGCUGGUGAAGACCAAUUUGACGGGGUACAUGGAUGGUGGAUCGACGACUGAUGAGGGGGCUACGAGGAUCGUGGAGUUGGCGACUGCUGGGGAGAAGGGCGAGUCUGGGACUUUUACGGAUCGCAAUGGGACUGUGCCUUGGUGA
Messenger RNA from Aspergillus puulaauensis, 732 nucleotides. RefSeq lists its product as uncharacterized. The transcript has a single exon. The record is from RefSeq and is a predicted model, not a curated record. Bases 1 to 732 code for a protein of 243 amino acids. NCBI's taxonomy places the organism in Eukaryota, Fungi, Ascomycota, Eurotiomycetes, Eurotiales, Aspergillaceae. Gene Ontology annotation, molecular function: oxidoreductase activity.